AUGGCUCGAGGCGCACCCACUGGUAUCACAGUGAUAAUUGUGGGCCUGGGGAUUGCUGGACUCAGCGCCGCCAUUGAAUGCCAUCGGCAGGGCCAUACGCUUACACAACCCAAUCUGGGCGUAGGCGACAUAAUUGGCCUCAGUGGAAACGGGCUCAAAGUCCUCUCGCGGUGGUCGCUCACAGAGGAGUCAAUCGUCUCCCGUCUUGCUGCUGUUGGCAGCGAACUAAGCUCGGUCGAAGUGUAUAGCGACGCGGGUGAAUGCAAGCAUGUCAUUCCUUUUGGCGCCGAUGAUCCGGCCCAGGGACUGUUUCUGCGUCGGUCCGAUCUAGUCAAUGAGAUGUAUCGGCAUGCCACAGUCGAUUUGGGUUUGGAUCUGAGAUUCGGAGUGACCGUAGACGAGUACUGGGAAACAGAGACCGCAGCCGGUGUGAGUAUCAAUGGGAAGGAAAAGAUUACUGGCCACUGCAUCAUUGCAUCAGACGGCUUGUAUAGCAAAGCUAGGGCCAUCAUCACGGGUGAAGAGCCCCUUGAAGAUGCUGCAGCUCUCCUGCAGACGGGAGGAGCAAUCUUUCGAUCCAACUUCGAUGCCAGUGAGGUAGCCAAUGACUCCGAUGCUCGUUGGGUGCUGGAGGGCACCUCGGAGCAUGAUCGUCAUGAGAUCUAUUUUGGUCGAGACGUCACAAUCCUCGUCGGAACGAUCGGCAAGGGAAAGUAUGUCUGGUGGAACUGUCCUCAUCGGGAUGCGAGCAAAGCCACUGAGAACUGGGUGCAAGCAGCCUCUGUGGCACCCGUUCUUGCAUACAUUCAGGAUUGGCCGAUAGCGAGGAAGCUUAGUGCCGUGAUCUCCAAGACACCUCAAGGGAAAUGUUUCAAUCAUGCCCUCGUUACUCGAAAGCCAUUGGGCACCUGGGUGUCUCAGCAGGGCCGAAUGGUCCUCAUCGGAGACGCAGCUCACCCGUUUCUGCCACAUACCGGACAGGGCGCCAAUCAGUCCAUCGAAGAUGCAGCCGUGGUUGCCAUCUGCCUUCGACUAUCGUCUCUGGCAAUGGAAGAUGGUGAAGGCGAUGGCGUCCCACUCGCCCUGCGGGCCAUGGAAAAGUUGAGACACAAACGGGUCUCGGUCAUCCAGCAAGGCUCUAUCGAGGCCCAAGAAGUCAGCCUCGAGGCCGAUCUGGACCAAAACGCAUCCAGUGAUCGCUUCAACGCGAUCGCACGUCCAGCCUGGAUCCACUGCUAUGAUUGUGUCAGCCAUACCCAUGAAGAAUUUGAUCGUGUGGUGGAGGCAGUGAGGAAGGGCACUGAGUACAUCCCAACGAACGUUCCAGUGGAUGGCAAAUUCCAUGCAGAGGAUGAUUAUAGGCUGGCUAUGGGAGCUUCUGAAUAA
Aspergillus pseudoviridinutans is the source of this 1386-nucleotide messenger RNA. RefSeq names its product FAD-dependent oxidoreductase. Gene Ontology annotation, biological process: secondary metabolite biosynthetic process. The transcript has 4 exons. Gene Ontology annotation, molecular function: FAD binding; monooxygenase activity. NCBI's taxonomy places the organism in Eukaryota, Fungi, Ascomycota, Eurotiomycetes, Eurotiales, Aspergillaceae. The coding region runs from base 1 to 1386 and encodes 461 amino acids. The record is from RefSeq and is a predicted model, not a curated record.